CGACUCGCACAGAGUAGUUAAGCGCUCAUAACUACUCUUCACGGAAACGGUUUCACUGUUUCGUCAUCGUCUUCUCCACAGCCACGAUGGGCAACUCUUCCUCUAUGCUCACGCAGUACGACAUUGAAGAGGUCCAGGAACACUGUAACCACACAUUCACGCAGCAGGAGAUAGUUUCUUUGUACCAGAGGUUCUGUCAGCUUGAUCGUAACAGCUGCGGAUUUAUUUCUUCUGAUGAGUUUCUGUCUGUUCCGGAAUUCGCCGUUAAUCCUCUCUCUCAGAGAUUGUUGAAGAUGCUGUAUGGAUUGAAUUUCAAGGAAUUCGUGGCUUUCUUGUCUGCAUUCAGUCCUCGUGCAACCUUAGAAAACAAAAUUGAGUUUAUUUUUAAGGUAUACGACACAGACUGCAAUGGAAAAGUUUCAUACAAUGACAUGCUGGACGUUUUGCGGGAUUUGACUGGACAAUUUAUAUCUGAACAACAGAGAGAGCAAGUACUGACACAAGUCCUUGAGGAAGCAGGCUAUAAAAAGAAUUCUUUGUUAGUCUUGUCUGACUUCAAGAAGAUCCUUGGCAACUCAGGUUUGAAGAUGGAAGUUGAGGUUCAUGUGGAUUAGAAUGAGAAUACUAGUUGUCAUUGAUUUCUCUAGUAUAUACUACAUGCAGUCAAACAAUCCUGAUUCAUUAGUUUGAAGUAGUGCUGUUUUUGUUGUUUCUUGAUCCUCAUGUUUAUUUUGUACUUACUCUAGCGGUAAUAGUAUUAAUACGGAUUUUGAAUAUGUAAAUAUUCAUUUUUCAUUAACUUAUUUAAUGGCGUUGUGAAAUAGAAAA
Messenger RNA from Prosopis cineraria, 828 nucleotides. RefSeq lists its product as uncharacterized. NCBI's taxonomy places the organism in Eukaryota, Viridiplantae, Streptophyta, Magnoliopsida, Fabales, Fabaceae. Bases 87 to 614 code for a protein of 175 amino acids. The record is from RefSeq and is a predicted model, not a curated record. Gene Ontology annotation, molecular function: calcium ion binding. The transcript has 6 exons.